CGUUGUAACUAUUUGGACCUUAAGUCUCAUAUCAUAUUAUUUUUGUAGUAAAGUGCUUGGUAUUAUUGAAUAACAUAAAUGAAACAAAAUAUAACAAUUUUGAGUACUGAUAUAUUGUUUAAAUAAAAGAAUCUGACAAUAUUAAAUAAUAUGAAUAUACUUUCGCUUUGCUAUUGGCGGAUGUGCUAUUCGAAUUGUAGCCUCCUCUGUGUUAAGAAUCCUGAAUAUAAGAAUAAAACUCUAUUAAACCAGACCUUGCAGGGGUCUGUGAACAACAUUUUGAAGUAUAAAAACCUACAAACCAGUGCCUCGGGAAGCCCAAGGAACACAAUUGGAAUUAAUGUCAAAAGAUACUAUCAUGAAAAUUUACCUCAAAUUGUUAUUAGACGCGCUUGGAGUUCUACCCCCCAAAUUUUUUAUAGAAAACCUAAUGAUUUUGGAAACGCUGCCUCGAGACCUCAAACGCGUCUUGGUUAUAAACCUAAGUCACUAGAAGAUUUUGAUCUGCUUUAUAAGAUGACAAAGGACAAAUUUAUCUCUAAAAAAUUACCUAAGGAUGUCAAUCCAUGUGGUGUAUUUGCUAACAAUGAGCUUGAUUUGGAAGAAGUAGAUGUAUACGGCUUCGAUUAUGACUAUACUCUGGCAUGCUACAAGCCUAACUUACAUGAUUUAUUGUAUAACUUGGGUCGUGACAGACUUAUUAAAAGAUUUAAGUAUCCUGAAAAAAUAUCACAAUUAGAGUACAUUCCAGGAUUUGCAGUACGUGGACUUCAUUAUGAUAUAGAAAAAGGAUUACUUUUGAAGCUUGACUCCUUUCUGCAGAUACAGCUUGGAUCUGUAUACCGUGGCCUGACAAAGAUUCCCGACGUAGAAGUAUUAAAGCUUUAUAAAAAUCGUAUUUUACCAAUUGCAUAUGUUGAGGGUCAGUCUAAAAACUAUCAGCCAAAUGCUAAGGCCAAAAUGGUUCAAUUGGCUGAUUUGUUUUCCGUUCCGGAAAUGUGCCUUCUAUGUAAUGUGGCUGAAUAUUUUGAAAAAAACCACAUCGAUUAUAAUCCCGAAAUUCUCUUUCAUGACAUAAAAGCAUCAGUGCAAUCCUGUCAUCCUGUUAUGCAUGAAAUCGUAAUGAAAGACGUGGGAGAAUAUAUUGAGAAGAACAGCAUGUUACCUGCAUAUUUUCAAAAAUUAGUGAAUGCCGGCAAAAAACUAUUUCUUGUAACGAAUAGUCCUUAUGCGUUUGUAAAUCGAGGAAUGACCCUUCUAGCCGGUGAAAAAUGGCGGGAAUAUUUCGACGUUAUAAUAGUGAAGGCAAGGAAACCGAAAUUUUUCACGGAUGAAUCCC
This is a messenger RNA of Ceratitis capitata (Mediterranean fruit fly), 1339 nucleotides long. Its product is annotated as 5'-nucleotidase domain-containing protein 3. Gene Ontology annotation, molecular function: 5'-nucleotidase activity. Lineage: Eukaryota; Metazoa; Arthropoda; Insecta; Diptera; Tephritidae. The record is from RefSeq and is a predicted model, not a curated record.